UUCUUCGUUCCUUAGUGCUCCACUUUAUUCUAGACUCUGGACGUUUCUCUUUUGCAGGUUGUUCGUAAGGACAAGCAGUAGGUCUCUUUCGUAGAGUCUUUAAAGCUUAUAUUUUUUUAGUUAAAUCUUUAUCCAUAAAUAUAAAAUGCCUCCAAAGUUCGAUCCCAGUGAAGUAAAAAUUGUUUACCUGAGGUGUGUUGGAGGUGAAGUCGGAGCUACUUCCUCCUUAGCUCCUAAGAUCGGUCCAUUGGGUUUGUCACCCAAGAAGGUGGGAGAUGACAUUGCCAAAAGCCCACAUCGGACUGGAAAGGGGUUGAAAAUCACAGUUCAACUGACCAUCCAGAACAGACAGGCCACCAUCUCUGUCGUCCCUUCUGCCGCCUCUCUUGUCAUCAAAGCUCUCAAAGAACCCCCUCGUGAUAGGAAGAAGGUCAAAAAUGUAAAACACAGUGGAAACUUUAGCGUUUGAGGAGAUUAUCAACAUUGCCAGAGUGAUGAGGCCGAGAGGUC
This is a messenger RNA of Homalodisca vitripennis (glassy-winged sharpshooter), 510 nucleotides long. Its product is annotated as 60S ribosomal protein L12-like. The record is from RefSeq and is a predicted model, not a curated record. Gene Ontology annotation, cellular component: cytosolic large ribosomal subunit; ribosome. Bases 146 to 469 code for a protein of 107 amino acids. The transcript is spliced from 4 exons. Gene Ontology annotation, molecular function: large ribosomal subunit rRNA binding; structural constituent of ribosome. NCBI's taxonomy places the organism in Eukaryota, Metazoa, Arthropoda, Insecta, Hemiptera, Cicadellidae. Gene Ontology annotation, biological process: translation.